This is a messenger RNA of Xiphias gladius (swordfish), 2403 nucleotides long. Its product is annotated as E3 ubiquitin-protein ligase TRIM21-like. Gene Ontology annotation, molecular function: protein binding; zinc ion binding. NCBI's taxonomy places the organism in Eukaryota, Metazoa, Chordata, Actinopteri, Istiophoriformes, Xiphiidae. The coding region runs from base 240 to 2153 and encodes 637 amino acids. The transcript has 13 exons. The record is from RefSeq and is a predicted model, not a curated record.
CAGACAGGAGCACAGAGAGGAAACGGCCGACAGGUAGAGAAAACUGUCCGACUCUUGGUCUGUCUUCAUACCUGUAUCUACCCAUAUCUGUUCCAGCUUGUUGACUCACCUGGUUUGUUAUUUUUAGCUUUUCUCUGAGUUCGGUCUGUUUGGAGGAAUGUUGUUUGACCUGGUCCUGCUUUAAGUGACACUGAGACAUGAGUGCUAGCAGGGACUGAGACGUGGUCUGACGUGGUCUGAUGCGGUCUGUUUCCCCUGAUCUGUCCUCCAGCAGCAGCAGUAUGACGAUGGCGGAGGCGGUGGACCCAGAUCUGUUCUCGGAGCAGGAGUUAACCUGCUCCAUCUGUCUGGACCUGUUCAGUGAACCGGUCUCGACUCCCUGUGGACACAACUUCUGCCAGGCCUGUAUCGGAGGCUACUGGGCCUCCAGUCCGGUCUGUACCUGUCCUCUGUGUAAACGUCAGUUCAACGAACGUCCUCAGCUCAGCGUCAACAAAGUCUUCGCGCUCAUCGCAGAUAAAUACAAACUGGCUCGUUACAGAGCCGCGGGGUUACCGAUGCCGGUCGGUAACGGGACACCGAUGAUGCCGGGCGCCAUGACAACGAUCACGAACACCGGCAGCACCAAUCCGUUUGUGACGCCGCCGCCGGCGUCAAACGAGGAGGUGGUGUGGUGUGACAUCUGCACAGGUGUUAAACAGCCUGCCGUCAGCUCGUGUCUCACCUGCACGGCCUCGUACUGCACCGAGCAUGUGCAGCCACAUCAGACCACGCCCUUCUACUCCAAACACCCGCUGAUGGACCCCCAGGAGGCCCUCAGGGGCCGCACCUGCUCCAUACACCGCCGCCUGCUGGAGGUGUACUGUCGGACAUGUCAGCGUUGUAUCUGUGCCAUUUGUGUCCUGGAGGAACAUCGAACGCACAAAACUGUCUCUGUCCAGACCGAGAGAAUCAGCAAACAGAAACAGGUAGCGAGGACGGAGCAGGAGAUCCUGAACCGGAUCAGAGAGAGAGAGAUUCACGUGACCGAGCUGAAGCGGAAACUGGACGGAGUCAAGAACUACGCAGAUGGAGAGCAAGGUGAGGUUGAGCACCUGCUGGAAGAGGUGUCCAGUUCCCUGGACCGGAUCCGGACUCAGGUGGUGGGCGGGAUCCAGAACCAGCUGGAUGCCGUGAUGUCAAAGGGGGAGGGGCUAGUGAGCCGUCUGGAGGUGGAGCUUAGCCAGCUGAUGGAAAGGAGGGCCACGCUGGAGGUCCAGGCCAUCAGUCAGGACCACAUCGGCUUCCUUCAGACUUUUGAGGAGGCCACAGCUCCCCUGGCUGAGGAUCAGCAGAACGAGGUGGACGAGGACUCCGAGUUUUCCCUCCACUUCCAGCUGGGGGAGGUGAAGAGCUCUCUGACUGAGGUGAAGGACAAGAUGGACGACAUCAGGAUGGGGGAGGUCCGGUCCAGAGGAUCCAGGGGCUCCAUCUCGUCCGGCGAUCUGAUGGCGGCUGAGAGCGUGCUCAGCCUGAGAGGAAGCAGUGCCAAUCUCCGGAAGAGUCAGUGGUCCCUGAGAGACCUGAAGAAGAUCAGACCGGUCUCAGGACAUAAAAAAGCUCGAGUCUACAUGGAGGACGUGACGUUGAACCCGGUGACGGCGUAUCCCUUCCUGAUCCUGUCUGAAGACAGGAAGCAGGUAAAGCGAGGAGAGAAGCUGCAGUUCUACAGAAACAGUUCGCACAGGUUCGACGUGUGGUCCUGUGUCAGCGCUAAAGAGGGAUUCGACUCAGGAAGGCACUACUGGGAGGUGUUUGUUGGGGAGAAUAAGGACUGGAAGCUGGGUGUGCUCAGCGAGUCGGCUCAGAGGAAAGGUCUGUUCGACAUGAGUCCUUCUAACGGAUACUACGCCAUCUGGUGGAGCGGCAGCCAGCUGAGAGCGCUCACUGCCCCGCCGCUUACCAAGGUGAAGAGUCCUCAGAAGCUGCGUCAGGUGGGCGUCUUCCUGGACGUGGACGAGGGUCAGGUGUCCUUCUAUAACGUGAAGUCGGGCUCAGAGAUCUACAGCUUCAGCGGAUCCUCCGAGUUCACCGAGAGGAUGUUUCCUCUGCUGGGAACUGGAGACAAAGAGGUGCCCCUGGUCCUCAUGACCACACAGCACCAGCUGGCCUGAGGGACCGGGGACCAGAGACAAGAGGGUGAUACCCGAGAGAGAAAGAAGAGAUGAUCGGGAAAUAAUCAAUGAGGGAGGAAAAAAGAGCUGGGGGAUGCGGAGGUGUGCAGCUCGCACGUCGGGACAGAAACUGUAUCUCCCUACACAUUAAACCGACUUUGGUUUGUUUACACACGUGACAGAAAUGGAAACAUGCAGCAGUGUAUUAUUGCCACCAUGACAAAAAAUUAAAAAAACUUUCUUCAGUUUA